Molecule: messenger RNA, 2030 nt
Organism: Fomitopsis serialis
Lineage: Eukaryota; Fungi; Basidiomycota; Agaricomycetes; Polyporales; Fomitopsidaceae
Exons: 4
Coding region: 298-1959 (553 amino acids)
Molecular function (GO): protein binding
Source: RefSeq, a predicted model, not a curated record
CCACGAACCACCCGGUUGGACACUGCUAUGCAAAGACAAAGACAAGUGAUCGUCACAGCUGAAAACUACCAUAUCUGUGCAGCAUUGUUCUCGAUGUUGCUAAGCAACCAAGCAACCAUUGGCUGGACGGUACUAAGCGUCGUGCUGCAGCAUGCAGGGCCACGAUGCGGCCAAAGCCACCGUGAAAGACAAAGGCGCGCCAAUGGCCACCAGCAUAUAUAGUGCACGUCCCAUGGAUCGGUGCCAGGCCGCUACCCUGCCUCUAAAUUCUUCAGCAAGACGGCUGCCGAAGUUCUUAUGCUUGCCGCCAGCGUCGACAGGUCUGCGGGCGAGCUCUUCAGCGGCCACCGAGCUAUCUUGGACAGUGUUGCAGACCAACUCCGACGUGCCAUGUUAUGCGUCGAACACACGCGCAAUAUUCUGGCUCCUAUCAACCGCCUUCCCUCCGAAAUCUUGUGCAUGAUCUUCUCGCGCGUUGUCAUGGACUGUCCACGACAAUCGCAACGGAAUCACCCGAGUAGAGGGAAACAUGCAAUCCAAACUGUCUGUCGACUCUGGCGGCAGAUAGCAAUAUCCUUCCCCGUGCUUUGGUCCGAGAUAGAGCUCACCCAGCGGACGCCAACGGCUGCACUCCACGAGCUGCUGCAGAGGGCCGGUGUCGUCCCGCUACAGGUAUCUGUAUUCCGUGCCGACCACCUGGUGAAGUAUAUCGGGCCGCACAUGCAUCGGAUGCAAAGGCUGGAGGUUACGUUCGAGAAAAGCUCCACGCAGAACAUGCAACUCUCACGGCGGUUCUCGCUCCUUUUCCAACCCGCCCCGUUUUUGAACGGCUUGCACGUCUCCACGCACGAAGAUGACCCCUACCUCAUCAUGAUGCCUAAAUUGUUUCAAGGCCACGCUCCCCGGCUCUCGCGUCUCUCCCUCAGCCGGCACUAUCUCUGUUCGACGAACCGGUUUCCAAACCUCACCCAUCUGUAUCUCAGUAUGCAGUAUACGUUCAGCCCGUCGUCGCUUGAAGAUUUCCUCGACUUCCUGGAAGGCUCGCCGAAGCUAGAAGCAAUCGUUUUGGAAGAAGCGGGGCCGUGCAUUCUCCCAGAACUCCUUCCUAGUUUUCCGCUGUCUCGUUGCGUAACCUUGAGCCACCUCCGCACUCUCGUAUUCGACGUGUGCCGUUGGCAGGUCAUCGCUUGCGUCCUGCGACACGUCGUCCCCUCAACCCAUGUCGAGAUCGAAAUUGUCGAACUGCAACAGUUGACACUAUCACGCGAGCUACUUGCUAUCCUCGCGCCGGGUGCAGCGUUCUUGCAGCACGUCGAUGACAUGGCUCGGCUGUCCCUCUGGUUCAAUGACGGCCAAAUUUGCUUCACGUGCGAAGGCCCCCUGGCUAUGUUGAAGAUCGACAUGGUGUUGGACUGCAGCCUACCCGAGCCUGUCUGCGGCACGCUGGCAUCGGCUCUCGUGGCGGAGCUCCCGCAAAUUUUGCCUCUCCACAGCGUCACGGACUUCCGACUCAAGAUACACGACUUUGCUCCUAUAUGGUCGCCCGCCGUUCAAGGCAUGCUGCAAUCUAUGCUUGCGGUUCAAUCGUGCACAAUCUGGAUCGACCCUAGCUUGGACAAGAAGUACUGGCGCGCCUGUCUAGAAUCUAGAGUCCUCGGCGUCCCGUUGCCCAAACUGAAAUCUCUCCACUUCGUCGGAGAGCUUCCUAAGUGGUGGAAGCCAUUCUGGGCCAUGGGCGUGGCGAUCGGACGAGCGAAGCGGGGAUACCGGCUCCAAGAGCUGACUUGCACGGGACUCAAGAUUGGCCAAUACGUCCCGACAUUCGUCCUUUGGAAUCCAGAGACAAUGAAAAUCGGACGGCAACGCGUAAUGGACUUCGUUGAUAAGGUUGAAUUGCGGGCAGUUGGGUCGUCUCCGAUGAUACCGCCUGUAAUCCAUGGCUGGGACGGUAUGCUGUAGGAACAAUGAAGGGGACGCUGUGCAUCGAGCAUGAAUAGAAGUUGCUCUCGGAGGGUUUGUGUAACUAUGCU